Cynoglossus semilaevis (tongue sole) is the source of this 2520-nucleotide messenger RNA. Its product is annotated as follistatin-related protein 1. The transcript is spliced from 11 exons. Gene Ontology annotation, biological process: multicellular organism development; cell differentiation; regulation of BMP signaling pathway. Gene Ontology annotation, cellular component: extracellular region. Bases 253 to 1185 code for a protein of 310 amino acids. NCBI's taxonomy places the organism in Eukaryota, Metazoa, Chordata, Actinopteri, Pleuronectiformes, Cynoglossidae. Gene Ontology annotation, molecular function: calcium ion binding; protein binding. The record is from RefSeq and is a predicted model, not a curated record.
CCUCUCAGUAUUCCUGGCGUUUUCAUUGGCCAUGGCUGUGCUGUGUAAAGGAGAAGGAGGAGGCACACGGGAGAAGAAGGAGGAGGAGGAGAUGCUGACUGAGUGGCACGAAUUCCUUAGCGCUCCUCAAAUUUCUUGUUAAAAUCACGGACCUUUUGCUCGACUCGCCUCGGACAAACCUUUCAGACCAGCCCCACCAUCCACGAGUAGACUUUACCCACAGGAACAGCAGCAGCGGCAGCCUUGAACACAAUGAUGUUGAGAAGUGUGGCCGUUCUCCUGCUGCUGGCCGUGGCUCUUGGCAGCGCCGAGGAGCUGCAGAGCAAGAGCAAAGUAUGUGCUAACGUGUUCUGUGGGGCGGGCAGGGAGUGUGCUGUCAAUGAGAAGGGGGAGCCCAGCUGCCUGUGUAUAGAGACCUGCAAGCCCCACAAGAGGUCAGUGUGUGGCAGUAAUAGUAAGACGUACAGGAACCACUGUGAGCUCCACAGAGAUGCCUGUCUGACUGGCUUGAAGAUCCAGGUGGCCCACGAUGGACACUGCCAGGAAAAGAAAAAUGAGCAGGCAGCUGCCAGUCCAGUGGUGUGCUAUGCUGCUGACAGAAAUGAGCUGAGGAGCCGUGUGAUCCAGUGGCUGCAGACUGAGGUUGUCCCCGACGGCUGGUUUGUCAAAGGAUCCAACUUCUCCGAUAUCCUGCUCAAAUACUUCAAGUCCUAUGACAACGGUGACUCCAGGCUGGACUCCUCAGAGCUCCUCAAAUUCAUUCAGCACAACGAGUCGGUGGUGGAGAUGGAGUCCUACGCAGACCAGGAGAGCAACAAGCUGCUCAGGAGUCUGUGUGUAGAUGCCCUCAUUGAGCUCUCUGAUGAAAAUGCAGACUGGAAGCUGAGCUUCGACGAGUUCCUUAACUGCCUGAAACCUGGCUUCAAUCCUCCAGAGAAAAAGUGUGCCUUGGAGGAUGAAACAUAUGAGGAUGGAGCAGAAACACAAGUGGAGUGUAACCGCUGUGUUUGUGCAUGUGGCAACUGGGUCUGCACUGCUAUGACCUGUGCUGAAAAAAUUGGAGCAGAUGACACCACAGAUACUGGAGCAGAGAUGACGGAGGAAGAGUGGAACCUCCGUGUGGCUGAACUCAACAAGCACCAGGAAACAGUGGAGAAGAUGAAGGCAAGCACAAAGGAGGCCUAAAUAAGGACAAAAUGAAGGAGAGGAUUCGCGCCAUCGACCUUCGUCCAUACUUGAUUUACCUUGUGGCCGCUUGUCGUUGCUAAACUGACUUUACCCUGUUUAUUAUACAGUUUUACAAUGUUUAAAUGUUUGUGAUGUUGUUUGGUAGAUUCAGGGGCCAUCACAGAGUAUUAUAGGACUCCCUUGUGUUCAGUACUGUCAUAUUUGAUUGUAUUACUGUGCCCCUUACACUAGAUACGGGCGAUGUUUCUUUCUUCUUCUUUUUUUUUUUUUUUACUAUGGUAAUUAUAUUUUUACAAUUAUCCUCAGUGUCAUUUUAUCACUGUUUUAAGAAUGUGGGAGUCACUGUUUGAGAAGGUGGUGUGGGGUGGGGAGUUCCAGCUGUUGAAAGGUGCUGCUAGAGUACACAGAGAAAUGACUGCUUGAAAGCAGUUGCAUCAUUUUUCCAUCAUCAAGUGUCAGAGGAAGCUGCGAUAGAAGAGGAAAGCUACUAGGGGUUGUUUUAUUUUGAUGCCAUUUAGUACUGCCACAGUGGGCCACAAUGUGACCAAUGCACUUCUUUUAUAGCUUUUCUAGGCUUUAGUUUAGCAGAAUUUAAACUUUGCUUUUUAUCUAAGUGGUAUGGUAGUCUCUUUAUUUUCUGCUUUUAUGUACAUGUUCCCAUGUUAUGCUCAGUCAAGUCUCUCCGGUGCUCUUUAACACGACCAGUCCAACAUUCAGGGUGAGGCUGAAAAAAUAAAUUGCAUCAGGUGAGAAGUGAUCUGAACAUAGCAUGGUGAAAAACUGAAACCAAAGUGAUGACGUGUUUGAAUGAUGUACAAAAAACUCUCCAGGUAACACAUUACUCUGGACCCAGCAACAACACUAUACCUGUGCUUUUCAAAAUCACUCUAACAGCAGGACUAGCCUCACUGUAACCUUGUAGCUUAGAAGCAUCAUGACUGGGUGCUUGUGUGUGUGUGUGCGAGCGCGUCAUGUUUGUGUGGGGGUGUGUGUGAUUGUGCUUUUAAUGUUUAGUUUAAGUGAUUCUUUGUUUUGUUAUAUCUUGUUUCUGAAUCGGGAGGGUUUGACCAUGAAAAUCAGUGCCUUAGACCUGCAAACAGAACAAGGUCUCUACCUUUGCCUGCACAAAUACUCUCGCGCCACACGCACAGUCAGACUGAGUGUGUUUUGCCGAAGUUUAGCAGUGAACUUUGUGUUUGUGACUGUCCCUGUUAAAUGGCUGUGUGAGAGCUGCACCACUGCGUUCAAGCUAAACCUCUGUAUCCCAUUAAAAGUGCAGAGACUGCAACGAACAUGUAUGUUUGCCAAUAAAAUCCAAUACCACCACCAGAA